GCGUAUUUAUGGCUCCUGUACUCCUGAAGAAUGGGCUGAAUAUUGCUGGAUGCCACAAGUUCGUACUAACGAAACUCCUGGAGAGUGGAAAGAACGAAUUUGGACCCGUCUAACAUAUUUCAGAGAAAAUGACCUCUUACCGAAUCAGAGUAAAGAAUAUCUUGAAGCUAGGAAAUUAAUACAAUUUCCGGAUGGCAGUUCAUAUGCUCCUGAAAUCGGAAUAGCAAUAUGUUUCUCUUGUGAUCGAUUAGUAUAUACUGGACAAAGAACGAAGAAUAUGGGAAAUUACAACCAUAUAGGAAUGGAAAAACAUUGGAAAAUUUCAUGUACCGGAAGUAAAUACUGUGGUAUAAAUUACGAAAAGUAUUCGGAAAUUAAACACAAAUCUAAUUUUAAACGUAAUUAUGAUGAGGAAAUAUGCAUUAAAUCGUUAUGA
Paraglomus occultum is the source of this 436-nucleotide messenger RNA. The record is from the annotation of a GenBank genome assembly. NCBI's taxonomy places the organism in Eukaryota, Fungi, Glomeromycota, Glomeromycetes, Paraglomerales, Paraglomeraceae.